CUGGCGGAUUAAUUUAGAUCCGUUCAGCCAGCGCGCUUAAUCUUACUUCAUGCAUGUUUUUAUGACUUUUCUCUUUAAAAAUUGGUAACAGAAAGCGUAGAAUUUUUUGCUUGUUCUUCUGAUAUAUGGCAUUAAACAUUGUGUUGAUUCUGUAACAUGUCGUCGACCAAAAUGUCGCCCAUAGAGUUUCACCAUCUAAACAUCCAGGGGCUGCCCUAUGACAGCUAUCAUAAGCUUGAUUUACUGUCAGAUUAUCUCUGCACUGAUGAUAAUAUUCCCAAAUUCUUCGCUGUUACUGAAACUCAUCUUCGUCCUUCGGAUCCUGACCAACUAUUUUUUAUUCCUGGAUACUGUUUGUUUCGUUGUGAUCGUCCUAAUAUUCAUGGUAAAUCUCGUGGUGGUGGAAUUUUGUGCCAUGUUCCUCAGCAUAUAACGGCUGAGCGCGUCGAGCUGAAGUACCGUUCUAAGGGGUUUGAGUGUCUAUGGCUAAAAUUGUCUGUUUCACAUCGGAAAAUUAUUAUUGGUACUGUUUAUCGUCAGCCAGAUUCGACUUCCACUGAAACAAAAGCUUUGUUUAAUCAUUUGCGGGAAGUUUUACUAAAACAUCCGGACUGCGAUCAUAUUGUCAUGGGUGACUUUAACAUCGAUUCCUCCCCUGGUUCGUCGAGCCCCUAUGUUAAACUGUUCAGAGAUUUUGUGGAUGAAUUUUCUUUCGAAGAUAAGGAUUACGACACUGCGACCGUCUGGAUCAUACCGUCGGUGCGUCGCACAUACCUGCAAGAUUGUAAGAAUGAACCUACCAGGCUACCACUCAUUCACCGGAUUACCAAAACUGCCGAAUUGUGUACGGCCUCGGCCGCGUGCGGCAAUCUACAUCCAACACCUUAACAGUUAAUCAUGGCCAGCGCUUAUUACCGUUUUUAUCCCACCACAGAUCGCUUCCUGUGCGUGCCCACCAUCCUGACCGUUACCGUGCGGCAACGUUGAUCUUCCCAAAGGGUGGCGGACGAAAGUUCGAGAAGACUCUAUGGAAGGAUUUUAUAUGAGUAUGAUUGCAGCAAUUAUCCACGCUUGACUUGUACUAUUUUCCUGUUGAUGAAGCUGUGACCGCUUAAUAAUAAAAUGACGUAGUAGAAUUCUCUUCGGUUCCUGAUUAUGUAUUAGUUACGAUGUUUUCCUCCAUAGCCGUCGCGCCCUUGUUAUUUUAUCGCGCACGCGGCAAAAUGUGUGUCUUCUUGUUUUAUUUCGCUUAAUGCCGUGACGCCGCCGCGGAAUUCGGGAUUAUUUUGUUAACGCUCUGUGUAUAUACCGGAAUAGUGAAAGUACAGCAGUUCUGUAAAAGGAAAAAUCGUGUGGUUUUUUCUCUCUUAAACGGCCAGCCGGAUGUUUCGCCUGAUACAGCUUUCCAGUACCCGACUUCCCAAUAAUGGCAUUUUACGAACUACAAGCAGCUGCAGGAUGCGAAAUCCAGCAUAAACCUGCACGGGAACGCGCACCACUGGUGCGUAAUUCCUAUAACAGCAACUUUUCUUAUGUUUUCUUAACAAUUCCACCGUAUGUUGUUUCGGGAACUACGUGAACUGAAAACGACAACUUCACAAACGCCAUACAAACCUGCAUGGAGAAAUCAGCUUAAAACGGAAAUAAAAUCUUACAGCUGUUUCCCAGCACGCAGGGCGGAAACUAUUCUCAGUCCCAACCGGUGUGCCGUUGCCGGCAACUCCAGUCUCUUGAAUCUGCACCCAAGGAUCUAUCAACCGGCACGGCAGUUGUGUGCCGUAUCCGGUCUCUCGUUAUACCGGCAACAUAUGUGUAUAUAAAAGCUAACAUUACGUCGUCAUUAGAAUCGACAGACGAAACUUACAUUGUACACCUCUACCGGCAUUUUAGUAUUUUACACUCCACCCGGCAUCUUUUACGCCUCAGUGCCUGCUUAAAGACAGUCCCCGCCGGCCAUGACCGGCGCUAAUCACUCGCGCCCGCGUCCCGCGACUUUCUCACCUUAACGCGCCACGUUGUACAUAUUUUGUGUGUGCUGAUCAAAUCGAUGCGCACUCGUAAUAACAUAACAUAUAUCUGGGUAAAGAAAUGUACACAUUCAAUCUCCGGUGUUUCCUCUCCAUUAUCUUCAUUACGGAUUAUGUUACGGCGAUGAACAUCACGAUCAUGGUGUACGGGAUGUGGGCGCCGGGCUAUCUGCAGAAUCUUAUCUUCACCGGGCCCGGAUUUGAUUUGGGGGUGCAGCGCGCCAAUGCGUUGUACGGGGGGAAUAUCAGUAUGGAGGUGGUGUAUGUGGCCAAGCGCAUGGGACCGGAUUCCGACCCGGACGUUGUAAAGUUUUGCCCCGAUAUGCCGGCCAAUUAUUAUCAGGUGGCCAUGUACUAUUAUCGGCGGAUGCUGCGCGAUGACAACAGGAUAUUUGCCAACUUUUUUGCUGGGUGUGAUACCAAUACGGUCCUGGCUGAUUUUGGACGAGAGUGGAAUAUGUUCACGAUUUCUACUGGUUCAAUGCUGUCCAGUUUGCGCAGCCGUGAGCUUUUCCCUACCGCAGUUGCCUUUGGACCCUGGCAGUACCAGUAUUUCGGUCUAGUCGUCUACCGUUUCAUGCAGUUCUACAACUGGACCAGCGCCGUCCUCGUCUACGACACCUCUGGCGGUACGGUGUUCAAUCUGCGCGCUGCCGAAUCCAUUAUGCUGGAAUUCCGUACGAACAACCAACACACCCUGGAUAUCCACCCGUACCCUCUCAAUGUUACCGCCACCGCUGACUACUUCAGUGUGAUCAAAGAAAUAGCGGCCAUAUCGCGAGUGAUUUUCCUUUCGCUGCCCUCCAAAGAUGCCGUUAAAUUUCUGCGUGAUUUCGCGGCAUCUGGGGAGCCGGCACAUGAAUACGCGCGCAUCUUCUUGGAUAUCCCUGGAUGGCAAACCAGCCCGCUGGAGCCAUCAUAUAAUGCCAAGAAUAUGACGAAGGAAGAUAAACGCCUGCUGGAGCCGGUGAUAUUUUUGACAAUUUGUUUUGAUCAUGAAGAAAGUCAGGUGGCGGAUCUGAAGGAUCAAAUGAUGAGUCUGUCAAAAAGCCGGUAUAACGGGUCGUAUCCUCCUGGUAACCGACCUAAUGAGUUCGUGAUGACGGCGUACACAUCUGUACUUCUCUACGCUCAAGUUGUACAAGAACAUUUAGACGCCGGACUGGAUCCCAGCAAUGGCACCUCGAUAACAAAAUCCAUACUUAACCGAACCAUGACGUUUCCCCGCGUAGGAAGCGUUUACGUGGAUCAAUAUGGCGAGCGGCAGAAUAUUUUUUGUUUCUUAUCUUACCAGCAAGAUACUCGGUCCUACGAAAAAUUCUUACUUUAUGACGGAGCAACGACAUCGUUGCAUUACGUUCCCGAUGCCCGCGUCAACUGGAGUACACCGGACAAUAAUCCACCACCAAAUGUGCCAUUGUGUGGCUAUCGCAAGGAUCGGCCACCUUGUGUAAGACAGGACUACUUGUCCACUGGAGCGUUAGCCGGCAUCGUCGUCUCGGUAGUGCUAGUAAUUAUUCCGCUAGUUGGGUGUUUUUUCUGGCGGGCGCAACACCUUGGCACGGCUGACGAAUGGUGGAGACUCGAUCCCAGCUGUCUCAGCAAACGUAUUCACACCAGCAGCGCCAAGCAAUUGUCGAAAGAGCAGCAUACAAACAUGUUUUACAAAGGCAAACCGGUAUGGAGCAAAACCAUUCCUAUUCGGAGAAAGACAUUUCUUCACACCACCAACACGGUCAUCCCCAUAACUCCCGGGUUCAGGCGGGUUCUUGUGGAGAUACGGGCAGCCAUGGAUCGCAGCAACAACAUCAAUCCGCUUGUGGGCAUUGAACUGCAGCCGUACUACAUUAUCUGCUAUUCGGAGUUGUGUUCGCGCGGCAGUCUUCUAAACGUACUACAAGAUAUCCCGCUGGACUGGACGUUGCGCAGCUCUCUGAUAUCCGACAUUAUCGAGGGCGUCUCCACUAUCCAUGCUUCCAAACUGCUAAGUCACGGACAUCUUCAGCCGUCCAAAUGUCUGGUGGAUAAUCGAUUAACAUUGAAAAUCAGCGAAGUGGGCUUCCACCAUAUGCUGCGCGAACUGCACGUGGAAAUCUCAGAGAAUAUCAUUGCCGACCAGGCCACUUGGUUCGCGCCCGAAGUCCGCGCGGAACUGCGGAAGAAUGCGUUGUAUAUCACACCGCCUUCAGCGGAUAUCUACGCUGUGGGGGAGUUAAUGGACUGUAUUCUGCAGGACCAAGAUAAAGAACCAUUUGGCAAUGGUCACGUGACAACUCUAGCCGAUUCAAGCAUUCCGUUGACUGCUCAGCAAGUUCUGACCACUGUCAUCGAGUUGUGCCGCCACCCAGACCCGGCAAAACGGCCCACAAUUGGGCAGAUUGUUAAAAGCACUGAUAAAGUGUUGAAGAAUUCCGGGAAAUUUCUGGAUAAACUGUUCAGGCGACUGGAAGACUACGCUCAGCAGUUAGAACAAGCGGUAGCUUCGCGCACCCAAAUGCUCAAACUGGAGACAGAACGAUGCGACGCUUUACUGAGCGAAAUGUUGCCGAGGUACAUCUUAAUACAACUGCGGAUUGGCCACAUUAUUCAUCCGCAGAUGUUUCAGUCCGUGACCUUUACCUUCACCUACGUCACGGGAUUCGAUGAAUUUAUUCGACGGUGUAACGAUUCGCCGCUGGAUAUUGUUCUGUUCUUAGGAGCCAUGUUUACUAAUUUUGAUCGUAUUAUUGGAAAAUGUGAUUGCUACAAAGUGGAAACAGUCAAUGACAGCUGCCUGGUAGCAAGCGGGCUUCCAAUCGAAAACGAAGGUCAACAUGUAGCCAUAAUAGCUCGGCUAACACUCGAACUGCGGAACGCGUUUCUUCAUAGUUUAAUGACCAAUCAGCAGAGCCUUCAAUGCGGCAUUCACACCGGACCGUGUGCUGCCGGUGUUAUUGGGACUGCUCGACCGCGAUAUUGCGUUUUCGGAGACUCGGUCAAUAUGACCUCCAGAUUGGCGUCAUCAAGUCAAUCUGGGAAAAUUCAUGUGAGUGGUGCGGCAGCAAAGAUGCUCGAAGAGGAUGGAUCGUUCAAAAUACACGAACGGGGGCUGACCUUCUUAAAGGGCAUCGGUGAUACGAAAACGUACUGGCUUGACACCUGACAUUCUUCCUGUUUUACUUGUACUUCCAUUAUAAUCAUUUUUCAAACGUGGUUUCACAAGUGCUGCUUAAAAAGAAGAAUAUAACAGAUUUCCUUUACGAAAUUUGAAUAUCUUGCAUUCUGUAUCAGUAUUUACUCCUUUUAAUAAUUUUAAACGUGUUUUACUGUAACCGCCAUCAUCAAAGUGUGUAACGACUUUAUACUGCGAUUUCGAGCUUCUA
Molecule: messenger RNA, 5389 nt
Organism: Paramacrobiotus metropolitanus
Lineage: Eukaryota; Metazoa; Tardigrada; Eutardigrada; Parachela; Macrobiotidae
Product: atrial natriuretic peptide receptor 1-like
Exons: 24
Coding region: 2089-5169 (1026 amino acids)
Biological process (GO): receptor guanylyl cyclase signaling pathway; protein phosphorylation; intracellular signal transduction
Molecular function (GO): peptide receptor activity; ATP binding; protein kinase activity
Source: RefSeq, a predicted model, not a curated record